Molecule: messenger RNA, 1389 nt
Organism: Phascolarctos cinereus (koala)
Lineage: Eukaryota; Metazoa; Chordata; Mammalia; Diprotodontia; Phascolarctidae
Gene: CAPZA3
Product: capping actin protein of muscle Z-line subunit alpha 3
Biological process (GO): actin cytoskeleton organization; barbed-end actin filament capping
Cellular component (GO): cortical cytoskeleton; F-actin capping protein complex
Molecular function (GO): actin filament binding
Source: RefSeq, a predicted model, not a curated record
UUUCCUGACCUUCUAUAUGAUGACGGAUGCUCAUAAAAACUUCGUCUUGAACAUUUAACAUGUCAAUUGGGAAAGUAUCGUUUAAAAUAUUCUCUCAUUCUUUUGGUCAUACUUAAUUUUAUUAUCUUUACUUCCCCUACAAGAAAAACAAUGAAGAACUUUCGUUAUGAGGUGAGUAAGAAAGACAAAGAAAAAGCCAUUCGAAGUUUGCUAACACAAGCUCCUCCGGGAGAAUUUGUAAACUGUUUUAACGACCUUUCUCUACUUGUUCAAGAUGAAAAAUUAAUGCGACAAUAUGGCGAGUGGGCCGGUAACAAAUACUGCAAAAAAUAUUUUGUACCACUCAGCAUAGAUGGACAUCAAGUACUACUUUCUCACCACAAUGAACUGGGUGACCAUCGCUUCUUUGACCCUCACACCAGACUUUCUUUCAAAUUUGAUGUUCUUGAAAAUCAGUUGAAAGACAUUGAAAGUCAUGGUGUUCUGCGUAAUGAGGCAGAAUGUCUGAGGAUGGUGGUAUCCCAUGCUUUAAAAAUCUAUGUGAGCAAACAUUUCCCAUCAGGAAAUUGCAAUGUACUUAGGAAAACCAUAAGAAAUAAAGAGUUCUUAAUAGCCUGCAUAGAAGAUCAUCAUUACAAAGCUUCAGAUUACUGGAAUGGCCUUUGGAAAUCAAAAUGGAUUUUUUCAAUAACUCCAUUUCUCACGCAAGUAAUAGGGUCAAUUUAUGUGAAAGCACACUUCUUUAAACAAGUCAACUUUCAUCUUGAUAUCAGCAAGGAUGUGCAGGACUGCUUGGAUGUGGUUAACCAAGCUCAACUGGCUUUAGGUUUUGCCAAUUUUGUAGAAGAACAAGAAAACAAAUUUCAAACUGCAGUCAUAGAAGAAUUCCAGGACCUAGAGGCUUCACUGAAAAGAAUUUUAAGAAGAGAUCUUCCAGUGACCCGUACUUAUGUUAACUGGCAGAGAAUAGUAAAUGACUUGAAGUUGGUGAUGUAUCCUAGGCUUGGAUAUGUCAAUUACUCAAAAAAUGUAUUAUGCCACUGGAUCACAUAAAGGAUUUGUUCCUGGAGCUGGGCUGUUCUUGAUUGGGUCAUUGUAAAAGGGGAGUAGUGUUCUGUUUUGCUUUUUUUUUCUCUAAAAGAUAAGCAUUUCCUAGAAUGUAUGUGUCUGAGCAAAGAAAUCAAAGAAUAGAGGGGAUAGACAAUUUGUAAAUUAUAAGAGAUUUCUCUAAGCCAAGGCUGAGUCACUUAACCUCUUGGAGAAUGAACUCCUUCCCAAAACUGGUCCAGUAGAACCUGACUUUGGCCUGGAGAUUCUUCUUACUACAAUAAAAAUGAAAAUCUCUUAUUUCUGGUUCACUACAGCAAAACGAGGAAAAAUUCAACCUUC